CGAAGAAGAAUCAAACGCAACGUCACUUCCUGUAAUCUGAAAAGCGUGCGUCGUUACGGUUUUGAGUUUAACAUGGUCCCGUAAAAGAACUCUCUUGAGCUUUCACGUGCGUUAAAAGUAGUUUUCCCCUCCGCCACUUACAGAUGAAAUGGCGAACUUUGAGGCGCAAGCGACAUCCAUUUUGGAGCUAAUGGCGAACAAGGCUGUGGUUGAAAUGUGCAAAGUUUUCUCCGACACGACGGGCGAGGACGACAUCAUUCAGCUUUCAUUGCCGCUUGAACUGAUUCAUCACGUCAACACCUUCAUGACGUUGCUGGCUCAAGAGGCCGUCGACAACAUCUGCCAGCUUUUCCAACAAUAUUCUUCUCCGCUGCAUGUGCAGGUGGCUGAAGGGGAGGCACAGCUGGAGGACCUGAAGGUGAAACUGGAUGUGGCGGAGAAGGCGCUCAGUAUGAUGUUGCAAAACUCUUUGGCCCUGGUCGUGGAGGAGCAGGGCCACGAGCAGUUCGUGCAGGAAGGAGUCAUAAACAUGUUGGAUGGAGUGACGGACGGCUCAGCUCUGUCCUAUGAGGUUGACAAGUCUACCGUCAUUGACCUGACUUACGAGGACAACUUCCUCGAAGUACCGACACAGGACAUCUUUGUUCAGCAGAUGGUGUGCGAUUCUGCCCAGCAGGAAUUUAACACGGACCCCGCUGACCACGAUGCGCAAGUCUAUCAGGUUGUGACUCAUAUCAGCAGCAUGUGUGUGUGUGUAGAGAAUUGGUUCCUAACCACUGCUGGAAAGGAGCCAGAAGAUGCCGGCAGCGCCAGCCAGGCAGGUCAAGCCCAAAGUACCGAGCCGGCCGCCAAGGAGCCCGGACCCCUCCAAACAGUACGACACUCAGAGAAGAGCUUCCUGUGCUCAGUGUGCGGUUCUGGCUUCCCCCUCCAGCGCAGCCUCAACGUGCACAUGCGGCAGCAUACGGGAAAGCGUGCUCACACGUGCGACAAGUGCGGGAAGGGCUUCACGCUCAAGCAGAUCCUGAUGGACCACCAACGAUUGCACAGCAAGGAGCGACCCUUCAAGUGCACGCAGUGUGACAAGAGCUUCUACCGAGCCAAAGGCCGCAAGAACCACCAGCGCCUGCACGCCGUCCGCCAACCCGUCGAGCACCGUUGCCCCAUUUGCAACAAGAGCUUCAGUCACCAAUGCAACCUGCAGCGCCACCUGCGCAUCCACACGGGCGAGAAGCCUUUCGGUUGCGACACGUGCGGCAAGACCUUCAACCAGGCCGACACGCUCAAGAGUCACCAGAGGAUUCACACGGGCGAGCGCCCGUUCAAGUGCGACACCUGCGGGAAGAGCUUCACCCAGAAGGGGGCCUUGAAGACUCACUCCAGCGGGGCGUCGCUGGCGUGCGUGGCCUGCGGCGCCACGGCCCCGUGCACGGACGCAAUGCACAGCCACAUGCAAGCCCACGCCGAGGCCAUGCCGUGCGCCUGCACGCUCUGUGACCAGGUGCUGACCACCGUGGCGCAGUUGACCGCCCACCAGCAGAACCACCAAAUCGCCAGCCGGGCGCACGGCUGCACCAUCUGCGGCAAGAGGUUCAUGACGGCCAGCUACCUGAAGAUACACACCAGGUUGCACAGCGGAGUCAAGCCCUACUCCUGCGACAUCUGCCUUCGCAGUUUCUCGCAGCUCACCAGCCUCAAGUGGCACAAGGAAGAGCACAUUGGCGAGAAGCCGUUCUGCUGCGACAUCUGCGGGAAGUUUUUUAGCAGCAUGAGCAUCCUGACCUGCCACCAGCGCAGCCACGCGAUUGAGAAGGGAGAGUACACGGGCGGGAAGCCGUACGCCUGCGAAACGUGCAACAAGCGCUUCAGCCACGCCCCCAACCUGAUCCGCCACCGCCGCAUCCACACGGGCGAGAAGCCGUACGUGUGCGACGUGUGCGGCCGCGGCUUCAACCAGAGCAACAGCCUGAAAGCCCACCAGCAAAUCCACACGGGCCAGAAGAGAUUCACGUGCGACCGUUGCGGCAAGGGCUUCUGCGACAAGAGGAACCUCAAGAACCACAAGUGCUCCUACUACUGACUGCGCCAGUCCUCGAACUCAAUCCAAUCCCACUGUGGGCCAAUGGCUGCCCGUGCAGACGGAAGCCGUUCUUCGUACUGUUCAAGCCUUGGAAAAAAGCUCUCCGGUACUAAUGGAGAUGUCCACCGAGUUUACAAGAUCAAAGACUUUUUUUUUUUUUUUUUUUUUUUUUUGGGUAUCAACAAGGAACAUUCUUGAUUUUUCUCUUUCACGACAGAGAAACCACCUUUUAUUUGAAGUACCGCUGGUUGUAGUUUUGCUCAGGAAGGAAGCGACGCAGUUUCGUACACACGUUUAACUGCCGUUUAUGGAGCCCAAGGAUCUAUUUUUGGCAAAUCUCACGCACACCACUACAAAUGUCACCAAAAAAAAAAAAAAAAAAAACAUGUAUACUGAAGUAAUGACGAUUGUCUCGAUUUACUCACUUGUGUUUAUACCGUUUUAGUUGAACGCAAAGCUGUAAUUCACGUGGUAUGAAUGGCAAAUGGUGGAGGGGUAUCUUGUAGAAGAGCCUUUCACUCUUUGCAUGUCUCUAUAUUUUGAUGAUAUAGAUAGAUGGAUUGUUUUUAGUAAAAAAAAAAAAAAUACCAGACCACUUGAGCAAAAUGGGAUCAUUUCCAAUGUCACACGUGCUGAUCUCUCGUGAGAGAAAGUAGAACCACGUCAAAAUGGAGCCGUGUCUUCAUUAGCAGUAGCCAGUGCCGUUUUCUCCACGGGGUUGUGUUGUUUUUUCUGAGAUAAAUCAUUACAUUCUUAAAAAUAUCCCAGCAUGUAAACUAUGCAUUAAAUGUCUGGUUUGCUUAUCAGUACUAGUUCUUAAAACUAGUGAGAUCCUGUUGUUGGAAUAAUAAAAAAAAAAAGAAAAUCGACAUGCAGCUGUUGAAGAAAGUGUUUUGUAAAUGCCUGGCGGUCCCACGUGACCGCUUUAGGAAGUGCUUCAGAAUUUGACGCAAUAAUAUUGACCACACGCAUCAAUCAGACAGCGCCAUGAAAAUAUGGUUGUAGUUAUGCCACUCACCAAGCAGACAACGACAAACAAUACACGAGCUGCCAUACUGGGUAAUAUCAGUAAAUUAUAAUCGGGUUAAAAGCCCAAUUUGGUCAAUUAGUCUAAUUCAAAACUCACGAUGCACUAUAGAUUUAUUUUUUAAAUUUUAUGGAUGAGUAUUACAGUAAAUAAAAUCAAAGCCUCUCAAAGCUAAAGUGUUAUGUGACAAACUUAUGAAACAAUUUAAUUUACUAUUUUUUUUUUUAGGCGGGGAUUUUCCCACUAGAAAAGUACAUUUUUAAGUGUUCAAAGACUACAAGUAUAGAAAUUAAUUAGCGACGCACUAUAGACUUUUUUUUUUUAAAAUUUCAUGUAUAAUGAGUAUUAGAGUAAAUAAAAUCAAAGCCUCUCGAAACUAGAGCGUAAUGGGACAAAUUAAUUUAAUUUAUGAGUAUUUUUAUAUAUUUUUGAAUUUAAACGGGGAUUUUCCCACUUGAAAAGUACAUUUUUAAGUGUUCAAAGACUACCUAUGAGUAUAGAAAUUAAUCGGGUUUUCAACCACAUUCAUUUUUUUUAAAACUAUGACUCAGUAUAAUUAUAAUUUUGGAAAGAGUUACGCACACAAUACGUUCAAACAAUAUUGCAUUAUUUCAUGUCGACACAAUAUUUUGUCUUUUUUUCUGUCACGAGUCAUUUCCAUAAAGUAACUUCCAUAUUGUAUGUAGCACAUAUGUGGCCAAAUGCGUGUGAUUAUACACAUAAACCAGCAGGUGGCGUCGUGUGCACAUGAAAAAAAAAACAAGAAAUGGACCA
Messenger RNA from Syngnathoides biaculeatus (alligator pipefish), 3881 nucleotides. Its product is annotated as zinc finger protein ZFP2-like. Gene Ontology annotation, molecular function: DNA-binding transcription factor activity, RNA polymerase II-specific; RNA polymerase II cis-regulatory region sequence-specific DNA binding. The record is from RefSeq and is a predicted model, not a curated record. Gene Ontology annotation, biological process: regulation of transcription by RNA polymerase II. Bases 149 to 2080 code for a protein of 643 amino acids. The transcript has 10 exons. NCBI's taxonomy places the organism in Eukaryota, Metazoa, Chordata, Actinopteri, Syngnathiformes, Syngnathidae. Gene Ontology annotation, cellular component: nucleus.